AAAAUAACAAUCAUUUCUAUCUUAAUACCAUCAGGUAAACCUUUGACAGGCUGACACGGCUUAUAUUAAGGAAAUAUAUUAAGUCAUAAAUUGAGCAUCAGUAUUAAUAGUGCAGUAAUGUCUGAGACUGUGCUUGCAUGUUGAGCUUCUCCUCGUAGGCUGCAUCACAACAAAACAACCAGCUGCUGCUGCUCAGGGCCACCAUGAGGUCGGAGGGCAAAUUGCACCUAAUACACUGAAACUAGAAUUUCUUUCCUGGUAUUCAAGUGACAGCCUAAAGAUUUUAGCAGCAGUAUGUCUACACUUAACAUUAAAGCUUUGUCUCUCAGCUUUUUUGUAAUUACAUAUGGCUUAAGACACUUGGUUGUUUGCAACAAAAAUCCAUAAAAGCAAACAGCGAAGACAUCUACAAUUUACAGUUACUGUACAUAUUAGUGUUUUUAUUGCUCAGGGGAAAAAAAGAAAUUUGCACAAAAUAUUCAGACAGACUCAUCAUACAAUUUCCCAUGAAGUAAUUAAUACAACGAAAUAAUGGAUAUGAUGUUUUUAUGUAAUAUUUGAUGUAUUCUGACAUAUCAUCUUCAGUGUCUACUCUGUCUAAACUCAGUCAUUACUACAUUUUCUUUUUUGUGAACAACUUUUUAUUGAGUUGGCAGUGUGUGUACAUACACAUAAACAUUCUCAAAAUGGUUCAACAGAAAGUUCAUUAAAUAGAGUGUUGAACAUAAUCAUAGUAUCAACGCUCAAGCAUCAAAAUAAAUUAAAAAAAACCUCAGUGUCUUUCGAGUUCAAAUAAAGGUUUUGAAUUGAAUUGAAAUACAUCAUGUAUGUACAUUUGUAUAAACAAACCUACAGUGCAAUAUAAAACAACCAAAUGCCAACACUUCGUUUCCUUGGCAGUGAAUGUCAGAUACAAACAGACCAAAAAUACAGCAUGCACAAUACUACACUUUUUUAGAUAGAGGAUAUAUAUUAUGUGAGCAUGACACACAUGUGACAUAUAUCCUUAUAAGAAAGAGCACACACACAAACUGUACAUGUGAAGAUCAGAGUGAUGAUAUGGCCUCUUCAGGUAAACGGCAACCUGACACCAGCAGUUACCAUGGCACUGCUGAGGGAAAGCAAAGGUUGAUGGGAGUUUUCGAGCAUAGAGGGAGGACACAUGCAACCUGUUCUACGCUUUUUACCUGUAACACUAUGUUUCCUAUUUGUGCUGUCUAGGAAACAUCAGCCACCGGGCAGGAAGAAGACAUGGAGGAACUCCGACUUAUUUCAAGUCGUCCGUCAUCUUAGUGCAUCUGAAGAGAGCACGUUAAAGUAUCAGGUGUUAAAUAUUGAUGUGACGACAGGUGUGAUCCUGAACAGACAGCAGGUCGUCUGAUUGAUGUAUCACACAGCGAGGGGCUGCCAGCACCCCCGCCACAGGCCAAACCACGGACCUCAGCAUUGAUUCACAGAGCUCCACUCCUCCUGGAGGAGGGGAAGGAGCUAGUAGUGAGCGGGCAGAGGGAGGUGAGGGAGAGCAGCCAGUCGUCCAGGAGCUGUGGUUCAUCGUAGUUAUGGCAGCUAUCGCCCUGCUGCUGCUGGCUGUCGUGUUGGGUGUUGUACUUUAUAAGGCCUUGAACAAACCCCCCUUCACCAGGGAGAGACCCCCGUUGGUGGCCAUGCAGAAGAGGAGCCCCAGGGCCAUUUAUCCAGCCAGCAACUCUGUCCUGUUUGAUUCAGUACCUGACACGACAGGCUUCUCCAACAGUGUCACACUGAAGGGCUUCACCAUGAAGAUAGAGGAAGUGCUGGAAACUAAAUGUGAGCUGGGUGAGGAGGCCCCCGCGCAGGGUGAGUUGGGGAUCCUCAGUGUGAACUCUCUGAGGCGCAGUGUCAGCCAGGUGAUGGACGGGAAGUCAUCCACAGGAGACGACGACGUGUGGGACCCGAACAUUUCAGGCCACGACAGUGGGAUGUUUAUGGAUGAUGAGGAGUUUGUUGACACCAUCAAAGGUUUCAGCACAGUGAGGAAGGAGCACACCAUGUUCACUGACACCAACCUGUGAUUCAUGAGGAUGACUUUGAACCUGACAGGACACUGGCCCUUCUGGAUGAAGUCCUAACCAGUUGAAGUGACACUGCUGCUGGUUAAAAGUCUUAAAGAGGUCACAAACAGGAGAGGCUCUGAGUAUUGACUGUUACUAUGUAAAGUGAACGAAGCACUGGAGCGACUGAGGCGACUAGGAGAAAGGAAGGUGGGAAUGUUACAGUCCUGGUCCAGAUUUGAGUUGGAAGAAAAAACACUGAAUUCAGUCUCUGAGCACUUCUCUUAAAGAGGAACACAAAGAAACCAAAGACACUGUGGGGCAUGAUCAUCUAAGCUGUUUUCUAUAUUUUCCCCUCUAGGGGGCGCGCUUUUAUCAUGUAUUUUUUGUAAGAAUUGUACAAAAACAAAUUUGUUUCAAACAACUUGAAAUGAGCUCACCUUGAUUGGAAAAGUUUGGAGCCGUGCUUUCUGGUUGAUGGAACAACAACAACCCGGGGUGAACUUGCACUGUCUGCUUGGUGAAAUUGAAUCGGAUGGAUGUGCCAUCAAUUCUUUUUUGCGAUAAAGGAGAUAGCAUACACACAAAAUAUUGUCUUUAAUCUCGUAUUGUUGGAUUAUACAGAAAAUAUUUGGUAUAGAAGUUCGACUGAUAUUUUGAUGGCUGACUAACUUUUAUAUUAAAAAAACAUUCAAUUGUGAUGUUUUUAAAAAUCUGACAUGAGUUUAAAAGAAGUGGCACAUUUAAUCUGCUGCAACGUCUCAGUCUCUAUUAAAUACAAGUAAUUGACAGAAACAGAUUCAGAUGUUAUCAAGAGACACAUUUUCAUAUUUAUCGAUUUACAUUAUGAAAAAUGAAUUAAUUAUUAUACAUGUAUAUGAUAUUUUUUGUGGAUGGUUGAAAAAUAAAUAUAUUUUAAACUUU
Molecule: messenger RNA, 2954 nt
Organism: Labrus mixtus (cuckoo wrasse)
Lineage: Eukaryota; Metazoa; Chordata; Actinopteri; Labriformes; Labridae
Product: usherin
Exons: 6
Coding region: 1560-2051 (163 amino acids)
Source: RefSeq, a predicted model, not a curated record